Messenger RNA from Strongylocentrotus purpuratus (purple sea urchin), 6158 nucleotides. RefSeq names its product eukaryotic translation initiation factor 5B (gene eif5b). The transcript is spliced from 28 exons. Bases 156 to 3875 code for a protein of 1239 amino acids. Lineage: Eukaryota; Metazoa; Echinodermata; Echinoidea; Camarodonta; Strongylocentrotidae. Gene Ontology annotation, molecular function: GTP binding; GTPase activity; translation initiation factor activity. The record is from RefSeq and is a predicted model, not a curated record.
CGGCGCGCGCGAACGUCAUGUGCGCUCCGGAUCCGUACAACUUUAUUCUAGACCUAUGUUGCAAUUGCUUUUUACAUGUGUACUUUGUAAUAGCAUAGUACAUACUCCAGCUGUUCACUAUUCUUAUACUCUGAUGCUUUAGGCCUACUUUUAAAAUGGGGAAAUCGAAGAAAGGAAAGGUUAAGCAGGAAGUUAACCUGAGUUCGGAUGAUGAGAGCGGUUUGAAGAAUGAGAUGAUCCCUGAUGCAUCAGAAGAACUUGCAUCUGAGCAACCGAAGAAGGGAAAGGACAAGAAAAAGAACAAGAGGAACAAAUUAAAUGACGAUGAUCUGUUGGAAGAAAUGGCUGCAUUGGAGCUUGAGUCUGGAGUUGGACAAGCAGCCGAGGAGACACCUGAGACCUCGGAGCCUGCCCCACAACCAGCAGGCAAAAAGAAAACGAGAGGUGGUAAGAAAGGAAAGAAAGGAUUUGAUGAAGAUGAGAUGAUGGAAGAUAUGGCUGCAUUGGAGCUUGAGUCUGGAAUUGGACAAGCAGCCGAGGAGACACCCGAGACCUCAGAGCCUGCCCCACAACCAGCAGGCAAAAAGAAGACGAGAGGUGGUAAGAAAGGAAAGAAAGGCAUGGAUGAAGAUGAGCUGAUGGCAGAGGUUGCUGCCAUCGAAGCGGCCGGUAAGGGAGGGGGAAAGAAGAAGGACAAGGAGGCUGUGGAAAACCACCAAGAAACCAAGGUUGCAGAACCUGACGUUUCCAUGGAAACUGCCGAUGCAGAGCCUGAGCAGAGUCGGUCAACUGGCAAGAAGGGCAAGAAAAAGAAAGGAAAGGGAAAAGAUUGGAAUGAAGAUGAGCUCUUGGAAGACAUGGCUGCCUUAGAAGAGGGAAUAUCUCAAUCCAGUGAGAACGAAGUUCAAGAAAAGACUCAAGAGAAAGAGGCUGUGGAUACCCAAGACGGUGACGAAGAUGCCGGCCCAGUCAUGAAGACCGCUGCCCAAAAGAAGGCCGAGAAGAAGGAACGAGAGAAGAAGAAGAAGGAGGCGCAGAGGGAGGAAGCAAGAAGGAAAAGGCUGAAGGAACAAGCAAAAUCAACUGAAGAAGAGAAACCAAGCGACACCAAGGAAGAAAGGGGUGAUGAUGAUGGUGCUAAGCCUAAAGAAGAUGAAGGAGAGCCAAAAGAAGAUGGGGGAGAGGAAGAAGAGGAAGAAAGUGGCAAGAAGAAAAAGAAGAAGAAGGGAAAGAAAGGCGAGGAAGAGGAGAAGAAGAAGAAGCCUAACAGAGGUCAGCUGAAGCUGAUGCAGGAAGCCCUGAAGAAGAUGAAGGACGAUGAGGAGAGGUUGCAGGCCGAGGAGGAGGCCAAGCAGAAGGCUGCCGAGGAAGCAGAGGAGCUCAGGUUGGAGAAGAUAGCACUGGAGAAGGAGAGGAAAGAGAGGCAGAAGCAAAGGAAAAAGGAGAGGAUAGAGCAGAUGAAGAAGGAUGGGACGUACAUGACUCCCAAGGAGAAAGAGAAGAAGCGUCGAGCUGAGGAGAUGCUGAGGCUGAUGAAAGAACAGGGUGUUGCGAUCCCUACUAGAGAGGCUGGCACCGAGGAGACCAGGGUCGUCUAUGGGAAGAGGGAUAGGAAGAAGAAGAAGCCAGAAGAGCAAAUUUCAACGGAAAAAGAUAAUCAAGAGGAGGAGAAGUCAGAAGAGCAAGUGACGGAUUCUACCACCACCGCGGAGAACGAGGAGAAGGAGGAGGAGGAGGUCAAGACGGAGAAUGAGAUCAAAGAGUCUUGGGAUGCGGAGGAUGACGUGGCCGAUAACUGGGAAGAAGAAGAGGAGGAAGAAAAGGAGAACAUAGAGGAGAAAACGGACAAAAUGCCAAAAGCCAAAAUCACCAUCAAAUCACAAGAGAGCAAAGAGGAGGAGGAGGAUGAUGAAGAUGAAGAGGAGAGUGAAGAAGAUGAGAGCGAUGAUGAAGAGGAGGAGGAGGAGGAGGAAUCAGAGAGUGAUGAAGUCUCAAGCGAUGAAGAGAUGACCAAGGGGGAGAAAAUAAGACACAGAGCAAUGCAGAGGAUGGAGAAACGUAAGGAAGACGCCGAAAAGAAGAAGACAACGGAUCAUCUGAGGUCUCCGGUAGUUUGUGUCUUGGGUCACGUAGAUACCGGCAAAACCAAGAUCUUAGACAAGAUUCGUCAUAGCAACGUACAAGAUGGAGAGGCAGGGGGUAUUACACAACAGAUAGGUGCUACCAUGAUCCCUCAACAGGCUAUUCAAGACCAAACCAAAAUGUGUCGAGAGUUUGCCAAAGAAGAGAUGAAGAUUCCGGGGCUUCUGAUUAUCGACACACCCGGUCACGAGUCCUUCAGUAAUCUCAGGUCGAGGGGGUCAUCGCUAUGCGACAUCGCCAUCCUUGUCGUCGACAUUAUGCACGGUCUGGAACCACAGACGAUAGAGUCCAUCAAUCUCUUGAAGCAGAAAAAGACACCCUUCAUAGUAGCCCUUAAUAAAAUUGACAGGUUAUUUGAAUGGAAGUCUAGUCCUCAGACUGACGUCACAAAUGCCAUCAAGAAACAGAAGAGACACACCCGGGAUGAGUUUGAAGAAAGAACGAAAAACAUCAUCACAGAGUUUGCCGAGCAGAGUUUAAAUGCUGCCCUCUUCAACGACAACCCUGAUCCCAAGACGUAUAUCUCGCUGGUUCCGACAUCAGCUAUUUCAGGAGACGGUAUGGGGAACCUCAUGGCACUCAUUGUGACUCUUAGUCAAACCUUACUGGCAAAGAGAAUAGCCUUCUCAGAGAUGCUGCAGUGUACCACACUAGAGGUGAAAUCGCUACCAGGCCUUGGCACAACCAUAGAUGUUAUUCUCGUCAAUGGAACACUAAGAGAAGGAGACACGAUAGUGGUUGCUGGCCAGGAAGGGCCUAUUGUAUCCCAAGUCAGAGGUUUAUUGAUGCCACAGCCUCUCAAGGAACUCAGAGUCAAGAAUCAGUAUGCCAAGCAUAAAGAGAUUAAAGGAGCACAAGGAGUCAAGGUGUUGGCCAAGGAUCUGGAGAAAGCUCUGGCUGGACUUCCCAUGUUAGUGGCUGAGCAACCAGAUGAAAUAGAGAUCUAUCGUGAAGAAGUAGCGCACCUUCUCAAAGCUGCGCUUACGAGCAUCAAGAUGUCCGAGAGGGGGGUCUACGUCCAGGCUUCGACACUCGGCUCCCUCGAAGCUCUGCUCGAAUUUCUCAGGACUUCCAAAAUUCCAUAUUCUGGUAUCAACAUAGGGCCAGUGCACAAGAAAGACGUCAUGAAGGCAUCCGUUAUGCUGGAACAUGACGGCCAGUACGCUGUCAUCCUCGCGUUCGACGUCAAGGUGGAGCGCGACGCCCAGGAGAUGGCCGACCGCGAGGGCAUCAAGGUCUUCCAGGCGGACAUCAUCUACCAUCUCUUUGACCGCUUCAUGGCUUACCGUGAAGAACUCAAGAAGAGAAACAAGGAGCUGCACAAACAUAUAGCUGUCUUCCCCUGCAAGCUCCGCAUCCUGUCCCAGCACAUCUUCAAUGCCAGGAACCCCAUCGUCAUGGGCGUGUCCGUAGAGGGCGGUAUUGUCAAGCAGGGCACGCCGAUCAUCGUUCCUUCCAGAGAAAACUGUGAGAUAGGUGUUGUGAGCAGUCUGGAGCUAAACCAUAAGAUGGUGGACACAGCUCGCAAGGGUCAAGAGAUCUGCAUCAAGAUUGAAAAUGUUUCUGGCGAUGCUCCCAAGAUGUACGGCAGGCAUUUUGAUCACACUGACCUUCUUGUUAGCAAGAUCAGCAGAGAAUCAAUAGACGCCGUCAAGACCUACUUCCGGGAUGAAUUAGAGAAACCUGACUGGCAAGUUAUGAUUGAACUCAAGAAGUUGUUACAAAUCUUGUGAGAUUGCUGAAUCGACCUUGAACUAUCCGGAACUCUUAUUGCACGACAGUGUGGGAUUCAUCAAGAAAUAUCAUCAGAACGGAUUCUCGAUUUUAGACAAAGAUGUGGAAAGUCACGAUUAAGAGAAGAUUCUAGAAAUCUUCUGGGAUCAUUGAAUCUCCAAACCUUCUAUCUAUUCCGAAGUCAUAAACUAGCCUUUGUGGGCGCCAAGGGACUGCCUUUCUCUGUGCGCAAGCCCAGCUUAAAAUGGAUGGAAUAACAGGGUGGAAUUCAUCAAGAAACAUCAGAACUGGUGCUCAAUUUCUUAAGAAGUGGAGAGUCAUGAUUGCAAGAAGAUUGUAUGACUCGUCUAGGAAUCUUAUAAAACAGUUUUCUUGAGUCUGCAGCUAUUUGGACCAUUGACUAUGUACAACAGCAAGACACAAAGAACUAUUCUCUUUUCAAGUGCUAACAUACCUGUAGUUGGACAUAAUGACAUUAUCUGAGUCAUAGAGAAAUGAAUUAUGUCAGAACUUGUUUGCAAUCUUUGAAGUAAAUUAUAUGUUGCUCAAAUAUUUUGCAAUUUUUGCAGAGGUUGAGUGCAAGCAAUGGACCACAGGGCUCAUUCAUUUUCUUUUCCACCUGUAUAUUCUUUUGCUCUGUUUCUUGAUCUCCAGGGGGCUGUUUCACAAAGAGUUAAGUCAGACUUAAAGUCAUGCCUAAGUGCCAAUGCGCAUACACUAUUUAACAAGCAAUCUCAUUGAUAAGACAACGAAAAGCGCCACGUCCCCUGACCGUGAUCUGACCAAUGCGUUGAUGUGUAAUAUAGCGCCUGCAAGUAGAAACUUAAGCAUGACUUUUAAGUCCAACUUAACUCUGUGUGAAACGCCCCCUAGGACUCCUCUUCAUGAAACAUAACAUACAAUGUUACUUCUCCCUUAUCACUUCACACCUUGGUAAAAAAUUGCUACAUAUCAAUUAUUUUACUAUCGGUGUUAUUACUAUUGUCUGCACCCAUUGCAAUGUGUUUAUUAAUACAAUAAACUAAAGUUUAAGAAACACUUAAAAACAAAUACCACAUUUCCCUUCAUGAAAUAAACAUUUAAAUGCAGCAUAUAAUGUCUUUGCUUUGUUUAACUUAUUCAUGAACUUACAUGUAUCCCUGUCACCGUUUUGUUUUUUUUCUUCAAAUUUUCAAUAUAUUUUUUAAUUACAUGAAAACAGUCUUGUAUAUAUCGCUUUAAGCAUUUACACCGGACUACCGUUUAUGUUUCAUGUCAGUGCAAUUAUUGUACUAACAUCGCCUUUCUGUACAAAGGAGUGGAUACUGAUAUGUCGUAAACGUGAUCUGUUGGUGUAUGAUGAACGAUGAUCAUGUAGGUAGUCGUGAUAGUUUUGCAGACAUACAAGUAACAUGAACAAUUCACACAGCAAUAAAAGAGACUUAAUUCGGACAGGGUGAUAAUUCACAUUUGAACUGAAGAAAAAAAAUUGAAUGAUUUCAUGAACUCCUGGAGAAAAUCCCUCAAAUCAGCCAAGUUAAAAGAUGGGAGUUGUUGCUACCUUGUUUGGCGUUCAACAAUAAGGGAUAGAGCAAUGUCGAUCUGGCGCUGCUCAGUGGCUGCCGGGCCCACGAUCAAUUGGGCAAAAAGAAUUUCGGUUUCGGUUUCAUAAAAUUUGGAGUUGACUAUUAGGCUAUUAUUAUUAUUAAGUUGUUGCCUGAUGCCUGGAAAACACUACCUUUAUGAAGAGAAUGAGAUGAAAUUAAUUUUGAAUGUUAUGGUUGCCAUUUUUGUGUAUUCUUCAAAAUGUGUAUUGAAGACUGAAGAUGGCUAUAUUUUUGUGUAUUGCAUUUGUGAAAGUCAUUAGCUGAGGUUUAUGACCAUAACAACUACAAAACAAAUACUUUUUCCCUUUUGAGUUUGUCUUUUCUUCUAUUGAAUUUAUUUAUUUUGAUUGAUUUUCUUCUUCUGAAGUACAUGUCUAAGUGCUAAUAUGACAAUGUUUUUUUUCAGAAUUAAGAUUAAGUUAAAGAGAUCUGUGUAUUAUAGCUACGCAUGGAUUCAGUGUCUAAUAUUAUCUUUGAAAAUGAUCUUUAAACUUCUUUUUUUUCUUGCAUUAGAUUUAAACUGGAGUUCACAUUUGAAGAAUUAAAAACCUUUAUCUUAGGAGAUUAUGAAUAAAAGUACCAUUGUAAAGAGAGAGAGAAAAAAAAUUACUUUUUCUUGAUUCUUCAACAUCGGAAAUUGUAUGUGAGAAUCUGGUAUAUGAAUUCAUUUUCUCUUGUGCCGGCUGCAGACCAUGU